UUAAUUAAACUGCAUAUAUAAAAAAUUAUCUACAAAAGCGAGCGAAUUUACUUGAAGUGGUGGUGGAAGUGUAAAGGAGCUGAUAAUAACAUAAAGCCGUUAAUGAAAUAUGGGUACUCUGUACUUAUUGUGAUGCGGCCAUGAUGAUAUUUAAAUAUGUCCUUCUCCAUUGUUUAGCUUGACUCGUCUAAGCAGCGCCUAUUUUCCUUUAUUAUAACGGAACAAAGUACAGAAAUCACUAAAAGGAUUUAUGAAUUUCUUUUAUGUGUUUGUUUGCUAACAAAUACAGUCGCUGUUAAAAGACAGUGUUUUAUGUCGGAGCAAGGACCAAUAUAAAUACCUACAUUUCUGUUGGUGAUUUCGUCAUUUCAAUUCUUCAUUUCAAAAUUAAAACAUCUCUAAGCGAAACUGGAAUAAUUAUUACAAUAAUUGGAAUUAAAAGGAAAGAAAUAAAUAUAUAAAAUAUGCAAUAUUUAUCACAACAACAUUCGGAUAUGUCAAACAGAUGUCGGGAAAAUAACAUGAUAGAUUGCUUUAAUCAACAAUCAUUCACAAGAGAUUUUAUUAACAUGGAUACUGGAACACACUAUAAUACUCUACAGCAAGUACAAAAAGUUGAACAAAUUGAUGACCUCAAGGAGAAUGAAAAUAAACCUAAAACUAAACGUUCCCGAACAGCAUUCACCAGUAGACAAGUAUUUGAAUUAGAAAGAGAAUUCAAAUUAAAUAUGUAUCUUUCUCGUACUCGCAGAAUCGAAAUUGCACGUCGACUUGACUUAUGUGAACGUCAAAUAAAAAUUUGGUUCCAAAACCGACGCAUGAAAUAUAAAAAGGAUAUACACGAUGCUAUCGAACAAAAAGCUACAGUGAAGAUAUUCCAACAAACGAGUGAUCAAAACGCACAUAGAGGCAUUGUACAACGUUUAAUGUCAUACUCUCAAGAUCCAAAAAUUCAAUUAAAUUUUGAUCAAAUUGCUAAUCAAUCUAUUAUAAUGAAUACUACUCAACUUAAUAAGUCACAUAAUGUUAAAUCAUCACUCCAUACUAACUCCAACCAAGUAACAACAAUGAAUGCAAAAUCAGCUAAAUCACAGAAUUCUAUUUCAGUUCUUGAUCAUACAUUACCUGAUCUUACGGAAAUACUUGACCAUCUCGACAAAAACUCCAAUUUUCAACAAUCCACACAAUGCUCUUCAGCUUCAACAGAUUCGAGCAAUUUCAGUACAGUUUUAGAAAAUAUACGCCAGGAUCUAGAAAUGUCAGCUCAAACUUGGUCUAAUAACAAUUUCAGUGAUGAGUCUAUGACGAAAUCGGUUUUAAUAUCAAAUAACUGUCGCCGUAGUCUUCCUGCUGCAACACCAGCACCAACCAUGAAUCUUUCAUGGGGUGAACCUUCAUCGAAAAUGAGAAAACUACACCAUGCACAAGAAAACUCUUCCUCAAUGUACUUAGCCUGA
Molecule: messenger RNA, 1457 nt
Organism: Teleopsis dalmanni
Lineage: Eukaryota; Metazoa; Arthropoda; Insecta; Diptera; Diopsidae
Product: protein zerknuellt 1-like
Exons: 3
Coding region: 465-1457 (330 amino acids)
Biological process (GO): regulation of transcription by RNA polymerase II
Cellular component (GO): nucleus
Molecular function (GO): RNA polymerase II cis-regulatory region sequence-specific DNA binding; DNA-binding transcription factor activity, RNA polymerase II-specific
Source: RefSeq, a predicted model, not a curated record